AUGACCAAAGAGGAAAAAGAGGAGGAAGAACCAGUUGCGAGUACAAGUGGUACGGUAGAAGACAAAAUUUGCUUGUGAGUUUUUGAGAGGUUUCGAGAAAAUUUGAGAGGUACUGUAAAGGAUACUGUAUUUUUCAGAAUCUCGAAUGGAAAACCUGGAAAACGCGCGAGUUUUGAUAUUGAUGCAUUAUGGAGGAAGAAAUUCAAAUCUUCGAAUUUUCUCAAAUUGCUCAAACAAAGGUUGGUCAGAAUUUUUUGUAUAAAUUAUGAAAAGAAAAAAAUUACUGUUUCAAAAAAGCCGAUAUUUUUUUGAUUAAAGUUGUAUCUAAUUAUUUGUUGGAUAUAUACUGAUGAAUUCUUUGAAUUGCUGACGUUUUCUGAAAAGUAUAUUUUCAAAAAUUCACUGUUUCAAAAAACAAUCUUCAAUAAAAGAAAAUGAAUAAAAUAGCAUUGUAACAAAAUCCCAUUGGAAUUUUUCUGAGGGAAAAUAGGCAUUUUCUAUAACCAAAUUAAUAAAAAAAUAAUUUAGGGAUUUUAAAAUCCCGGAUGUUUCUCAAAACUUCUACAAUUAUCAGAAUUAUUUCUUUGAUUUCAUAAAAUGAAAAAUUAGGAAUUUCUGAAGGAAAAAUACUUUUGAAGUUGUGGCUUUGAAAAUUUUUGUUUCAAAAGUUUUUUGUAUCAGUGAUUUCUUUUUUUCCAUCUCUCUAGAUUAUUGGAAAAUAUUCACUGUUUCAAUUUUCUUCAAAACAUCUUCAACUCAAUUAGAAAAAUGGUCCGUACAAAAAUGUUGCAAAAAAUAAAAUAUCACUGUUUCAAAAACUAUUCAUAAAAAAUUUUGGAGAUAAAAUAGUAUAUUAUUGGGAACGAGAAUCCAGAGAAAUACGAAAGAUCAAGACAUCAAGAUAAAAUCUUAAAUGUUUUGUUUACUCAAAAUGGACUUUUUAAAAAUUCCGUUAAAAAUUAUGAUUUAACAAAAAACAAUUUUGAAUUUCGGAACUGAUUGUAUCGCUAACAAUAAUAUUAUUCUCUUAAAAACCUAGUUUCAAAAAAUCUGGUUUCAAGAAUAGUUUAUCAAGAACUUGAUUAGCACGAGUUUUGGAAUGUCUGAAAUCUGAAAGUCUCAAUUUCCAGACAUCUCUAAUCUCUUUCAGCAUCUAUCUUUUCAUUAUUUGUUCUAUUGUUCUCACUCCCUCGAAAAUCCCCCGAAAAAGUCCAUUCUAAUUUCCUCUUUUCCUUCAAAUUUCCAUUCAUUCAGCUACCUUCUUUCCCCCAUAAACACAUAACAAUAAAAUAGUGAGAGAAAGAAGCAGAGAGUGAUAAUAUUGAGAAUUUCCGGUUGCCCUUGACAACAAAAAAGGAAAGAAAGAAAGAGCUGUUGAAAAAUGAAGAAAUAUACAUAUAUAUUUAUAAUAGAAAAAUCAGAUGGAGGAAAAAAAAGAAGAAGAAGAAGAAAACCUACAUGGAAAUUGUGAACAAAUGUGAUAUUGGCUAUCCACUAGCUAGCCGUUAACUAGUUUUUUUUUCUUAUUGGAAAUUUUUUUCAAUCAUAAUUUGUUAUGAAGAAAAUCAUAUUUUGAAACAGGAAAUGUUUCAAUAAAAAUUAGGACAGCCUCGAUGUAUUAUUAUGAAAGUCUGAUAGAACUCUUCAUUAAAAUUCUGAAACAGUGGAUUUUUCGAGAUAAUUUUUUGCGAUGUCUAUUUUUGUUAGUUACAUUAGACUUGUCGAGAAAUCGUAGAAAAAUUUUAUGAACUUAUUUGAAAAUAUUUGAAACAGUGUUUUAAAAUUUAUUUUGAAUCUGGAAUUUUCAAUAAAUAAAAAAAUUUUCCGUAAUUUUUUUUCCAUAAAAAUGUAUGAAAUAAUUUUUUGAGAAAACUCCAAACUAAUUUUGAAACAGUAAAUUUUUUCAAAAUAAACAUUUAUUCUAAGCCCAUGAAAAUCUAAGUCAACUAAUCAUCAACAUAUUGAAACAUUGGAUUUUAUAAAUUACAAAUUAACAAUUUUAACACCCAUUACUUCAACCCUGAAAAUUUAAAAAUAUUCUGAAACAGUGAUUUUUUCCAGUGCCAUAAUGCCAACAAAACCUUCCAAACCCUCAACAACACAACAAAAACGAGGUGAUAUUCCCGAAUUGGAAUCGCUUGAUCAAAAUACACAAAAUGAUGAGGAAGAGGACGGUAAGUGAAACAUCAAACACCUGCCAUUUUGAACAAUUUUGUCAUCCUAAUUAAUCAUUUUUGCUAUGUCAAAAAUCACGAAACCUUUCCAAAACCCCUAGGAAAAAAAACACAUUUCUAUUUUUCUAAUUGUAAACCUUUUUCGGGUUUUCCGGUAAAAAUGUGAUGCACCUGUCUGUCUUUUGAACACAAAAGAACGAAAAAGUCAAGCAAUUAUCGAAGAGAGUAAUUUCGAUAAAUUAUUCAUUGCGAGCAUCUUUGAGGGUACUGUAGAAUGGAACUUUUCUUGGGUACAUGCAGGUUAAUAUUCAUAUUUUAAUUAAUUAUUUUUGGCUACAAAAAAGUCGAAAAUACAAAAAAAAACUACUCCGUCUCUAUAAUGAAAUAUUAUUUUCUAUUUUUUCGUAAACAUCAUUUUUUGUUAUAUUUUAUUAAAGAAGGGGAAUUCGAAUUAUUAAAACGCGAGAAUAAUAAAUAAAUGAAUUGUUAGAAAGGCUGAAACGUAUAAUUUGCUUGAAAAAUUUCCUAGGAAAAAAUUACUGUUUCAAAAUUAUUAGAAAAAAAUGUACAGAAAAGUUUGAUAUGUAGAACAUUUAUUUUCAAAAACUUCGCUGUUUCAUGAUUUUCUUGAAAAAUCACAUGAAGCCUGAAUCAAAAGUUUCUGAUAACUUCUAUUCUGUAAAACAACAUAAUCAUCGAAAAUUCAAAUUUUUCCACUGUUUCAACAUUUACUGAACAAAAUAAUUUUUUCAUUUGGGAAAAUAGUUAUUUAUUUUGUAUAGUUGACAAAAAUCAAAAAUUCACUGUUUCAAAAUUUCUUGAAAUAUAAUUUUGAGGUUGAAUAAUUCGAUGGUUCAAUAAUUAUAAACAAUUUCAAAAUAUUCGUUGUUUCAAGGAAAUCAUUUAAUAAAUCUAUAUACAAUUAGAUUCAAGUUCAUUUGAAAAAAAUGUAUGUUCUGAAAAUAUACUGAAAAUUUUCACUCUUUCAAAAUUUUGUAUAUUUUCCUAUCUUAUUCUACAUUUAGAUAUCUAUAAUUAUUUUAUUUGAUAAAUAAAAUCGCCGAAACUCACUCCAAAAUUUCAACCCCUAUACUUAAUUCUCACCUGUUUUUAUAUCUACCUAAUUCUACCCUCAAUUCCCAAAUCCCUUUUCGUUUCCCCUUCAUUUAUAAUAAAUAUAAUAAUAAUAUAAUAUAAGGUGUGUUAAUGGGCGGAGCCUGAAUUUUGCACCAGCCAGCCAAAGCCGGGUGUUCUUAUGAGCUGAGCCCAGCUUUUCUCUAAUUGGUGUGUCGACACCAUUUUCAUUUUCUUCUGCCCCCACCGCUACUUACGAUUAUUUUGUUAUUUAUUUUCUACCGGACAUUUUUUUCGAGAAAAAAAUGGUGGUUUCUGAUAACAACAACAAAUUUCGAAAUCGAUUGAUUGAUCCGGCCACAAUUUCAUUAAGUCAUCAUGAACAAGACUAUUGUGAAAUGGAAAGACUUACGAAUGGUAGGUUUUGGAAAAAAUUGGUUAGAGCCUUGAAAAAUCUAUAGAAGUUCAGAUUUUCAAUUUAUGUUUCAACCGAUUUUGAAACAGUUAAUGUUUGAUUUUAAGUCUCACUACUGUUAUUGAUUUCAAACUUUUGUGAGAUUUAUUUUCAAAAAUUAUGAAACAGUGAUUUUUUUGGAAAAAUAUUUAUUUUUUCUUACAAUCAAUACUAAUUUUCUCAAGCUUAGAAUAAUAUUUUCAGAUUUUCAGCAGAAAAUUCUCAUGAGAGUUUUUUGAAAUAAUUUUUCGUUAAUUAAAAAAAAACAUCAACAAUAUUAGAUACUUGAGGGUCGAACCAUCAAAGUUUUGUUUGGCAUGUUUUUGAAACAGUUAAUUUUGGGAAUUUUUUUGAUAAAUGUUUUGAGCAAAGUUACUAUGAAACAGUGAGGUUUUUCGAAAAAAAAAUUUUGAAAUUGUAUUUUCACGUUGUGUGAUCAAUCGAAUUAUAUUUUCGAAAAUUUUUAUUCGAUACAUUUUUGAAACAGUGAAUUUUGAGAGAAAAUAUAUUAUCAGAUUUUCGAGCAAAAUGUAUUUCAUGAAGCUGAUAAUAAAAUAUUUUCGAAACGUACUUUUCCUAGGGGGUUUGAGCAAAAGGUCGAUAAUGAGAGAAACUUUUGAAAUCAUUUUUUCUUUAAUCAACUCGCGCUCUUUACUUUUUGAAAUUUCGAUAUUUCCGAAAGAAGAUUGGGAGAAAAGAAUGGAAGAAUGUUAUCCAAAUUUUUAUUUGACAUAUUUUUGAAACAGUGAAUUUUUAAAAUUUGUUGAAAUAAUUUUAGUGGUUCCUAUACUAGGUAUUCAGCAAAGCCUAAAUAAACCCCAGUAAGAAACUAUAUAGAUUUUUUGAAACAGUGAACCUUUUGCACCUUUUUUUCCUUUCGAAAUCGCCACCUUUUUACACCAUUCAAUUUCAAUUUUAUUAGCUUCACCUACUAUUUUUUCAUUUCCAAUUUUUCUUGUUGUUUUUUUGAGCUACCUAUUCUAUUCUACUCUUUUUUUCUCGCUUCUCAAAUUAUUUCUGUGUGUGUGUGAAAACCACCUGAAAUAUUUUUUAUCAUAUCAGCACAAGGCAGCUUUUAUUCUAUCGAUUUCUAUUUCGCUGCGCAGAGACAUCGAGAGAGCCUUCUGAUAUUAUUCGAGAAAAAGUUAUCAGUGGACAUAUACAUGGGCAGAAAUAUCAGGCGAUAUUGAGAGAUUAGGAAAGAGAGUUAGGCGAAAAGUCAGAAAAAUAUAUGAAUUAUCCUAUUUUUGGGGGUAUGGGGUUUUCGUCUGGGGCUCUUGACGUUGUUUUUUUGAAUCUUACCUUCUGAAAAUUUUACUCUUUCAAAAAUCUUAUACGUAAUUUUUCUAAAUGUGUUACGCUGAUGUUUCAUUUGAUGUACAGCUUGCAAUUAAAAAUAAUUGAAUUUUAAACUUUAUUAGAAUUACUGUAAAGAAAGGUUCCAAAAAUUUCACUGUUUCAAUAACAUCUGAGAAAGUAUGAACCGAAAAGUUAAUGCUAUGAAAUAUCAAAAUGAAAAACUUGUUCAAUGAUCAGAAAAAUAUAGCUUAAAAAUUCACUGUUUCAAAAAUUCUGUAAAUUUUUUUGAAGCUCUAACAGAUUUUAUCAUCAUUUUCGAAAGCUUAGAAAUUCACUGUUUCAAAAAAAUUACGAAUUUUCGGAGUUUGUUACGGUGAUAUUUGGUAGAAUACAGUUGAACCAAGAAAUUUUUAACAAAAAAAUAUCAGAAAAUUUUUAAUGCGAUUUUUUAGCUUUCAUAAAUUAUUUUAAUAGUUUAUAAACUUCCAGAUAAAUUUUUAUUUAAAAAAAAUACUGCUUCAUAAUUUCGUGACUUUCCAAAACAAAGUACAUAUUUCUAAAAGAGAACAGCUCACCAAUCCGUCCCGUAAUUACAUUGUAAAAAUAGCGUUUCUGUAACGAGACUAGGGUUCCGAUGUAAUUACAAACAGUGAAAAUCAACAGUUUGUAAUCACAUCGGAACCCUAGUCUCGUUACAGAAACGCUAUUUCUACAAUGUAAUUACGGGACGGAUUGCUGAGAGGUGUUUUAACCGUUUCCGGAAGCCUUUUUGUGUUUCAAUAUACCUAAUUAUGGUUUUAUUUCCACUAUUUUAUUAUCUGCUUCAUCUUCUUUUUUCGGCUUUCUACCUACCGGCUGUCUAUAAAAUUCAUAGAUGACAAUAAUAGUAAUUAUCCCUUUUUCCUCUUCUAUUAUUAGAUGGCUCAUUGUAGGUAAAAAGCCGAAAAUUAUUAUAAUUAGAGCAAUAGCCGACUGGGAAAAGCGGGAAAACAAUUGGGACGAGAAUUUAUUUGGGAAAAAUUAUUAUCAGAAAAUCAAAUGAGGAAAGAGUCAACACAUGAACAAAACACCCAUGGUUGACAAAAUUUGAAAUAAUUUUGAAACAGUGAAUUUUUUUGGUAUAAAAAAGUCUGGAUAUUUUUCCGACAAUUUAAAUGUUGUCCAUCAAAAUUUAUUUCAAAACUAUUUGAAACAGUGAAAUUUUGUUUUCAAAUUUAUUUUGAGAAAAACUACGUAUACAUAAUUUUUUCUGGAAAGAAAACAAACAAAAUUUUUUCCAGCUAUUGUUGAAACAGUAAAUUUUUUUGAAGGUUCAUUUUUCAAUGUGAAUUAGAGAAGAAGAAUAAUAUAAAUUUUAUGAAUUAGUAAAUUUAUUUGAUCCCUAAAAAUAUCCCCUAAAUUCCCAAACACUAAAAAAUCUCUUUCUAGACAUGGAAACACUACAAACAUCCACAUCAUCAGCCACGCCGACAACAACAGUUUCAGCUUCACAAUAUGAGUUCACAAAUCUUGUCGAGUAUCCAAGGUAAGUUAAAAAAUCGAAAUGAGGGGAAAUGAAAAAGAAAUGGAUGAAGAAAAAAAUAUAUAGAAAGUGUUUUUGGUCACCUUGGAAACUCUUCUAUCCGCCAUAAAAAAGAAGAAGCAUUCUAUAAUGUUUUUCAACAGGAAGAAAAUGAUGAGAUAGAUAACAGGAAAAUGUGAUGAUCAGAUUUGGAAAAGGUUAAGCUCGGAGGAAAUAUGAAAACCUGGGAGUUCUUACGAGGGAUCUAUUUUUUCGAAUCAGAUAUACAAAAAAAAGUGUCGAUUCAAACUCAAAGCAACUUCUAAUUUCUGCAGUGUGAGUGGAUCAGUUUUCUAAAUUCAGAACGAAUAGAAGUGCGAUGUCUUAAAAAAAGUUCAAGAUUUUAUUUGCACUCAGAUCUUCUCGGAAUGAAGCUCGAGCUUAGAAUUUGAAAAUAAAUUUAGAAAACCUAGAUACUUCGAUAAAAUGUUUAUUAGAUUAUAGGUAUGAUGAUGUUCCGAUUAGAAAUUAUAUCUCAAAAACCCUAGAGUUCUGAACCUAAAUUAGAACCCGCGACUAACCUGUGAUUCUUUCGAAGUUCCAAUCAUGAAAUCAUCCAAUCAUCCAAACAUCUCCUCAUCAUAUUUUUGUGAUUUUGAAAAACUAGUUGACUCAAUGAAUAAGUGUAUGUGUUUUAAAGACGAGGUGAGAGCUUGAAUGAAUGUAUUUGAAGAAAUGGAAAGAAGGCAAGUGUUGGUUGGGGUGGUUGUCUCGGGAAACGCCGGCGCGACCAUCUCCAAGGUGACAUUAUUCGUGUAGCGAAAACUGACUGA
Molecule: messenger RNA, 7335 nt
Organism: Caenorhabditis angaria
Lineage: Eukaryota; Metazoa; Nematoda; Chromadorea; Rhabditida; Rhabditidae
Source: the annotation of a GenBank genome assembly